This is a messenger RNA of Aethina tumida (small hive beetle), 2743 nucleotides long. Its product is annotated as zinc finger matrin-type protein CG9776. Gene Ontology annotation, biological process: positive regulation of DNA-templated transcription; negative regulation of DNA-templated transcription. The transcript is spliced from 9 exons. Gene Ontology annotation, molecular function: nucleic acid binding; zinc ion binding. Gene Ontology annotation, cellular component: nucleoplasm. The record is from RefSeq and is a predicted model, not a curated record. The coding region runs from base 445 to 2577 and encodes 710 amino acids. Lineage: Eukaryota; Metazoa; Arthropoda; Insecta; Coleoptera; Nitidulidae.
GAAAACAACCAUGUACAACAACUCGAGGCACGGUCAAUAUUCGGACCAGAACUACCAGAAUUACACCGGAAGUUAUCCACAAAAUUACGGUGGUAGUUAUGGUUACCACCAAACUUAUGGUUCCUACACGGUAAGUCUUAACUCCUUCAUUUUGUCUCGUCAAUUUUUCGUUUCGUGCUUCAAUGUUUUUACAGUGUUUUUAUCAUAUUAGAUAAUUUACAAAAAAACUAUAAUAAUGUCCACAAAAAUAUAGUGGUGAGGGUAAUGUCGCAAAGAGUAACCAAACACAACCAACACCACCUGGAGACGUUGUCUAUCCCAACACAUGGGGCAACUCUACAAACGUCAAUUAUGGACAGGAAGAGAAGAAAGAAGGUUGUACGUUAAUAAAAUCCAACGUCGUCGCAGCCUAUUCACAAAUAAAAAAGCACACCAGUGCAAGCAAUGAUUAAAAAGUCGGUGGCGCAGGAGAUGCAGCAGCAGCGUGCGCAACUGAUGACGCAGCGUGAGGAGUACGUGAAAAAGGCAUCGGUACUGCGCAGAGAGCUGGAGUUGCUUCGCGACCAGAAACAGGACCUGCUCUCGGACGGAUCUAGAGACCGGGACCUUGACUUGAUCCUCAAGGAGAAUGACAAACUUCAGGAUGAGAUCCACAGUAAAUUGAAGGCGAUCGUCAACGUCAUAGAAAUGCUGUCGAGCAUCAUCAAGGACGGGAAGACGAUGCAAGAUUUGGAAGCUCAGUUGCAGGAAUCACCCAAAAACAACCGCAACAGUCCCGCAUCCAAUCAAAAUGAAUAUGGACACGAUAGAGUCAAUUACGUGCAUUACGACACGGGUUUACAUUGGUGCCGCGUGUGCGACGAGUUCCCGGACACAGCGAAAAAACUGCUCGUUCAUCUCCAGUCAACGAGCCAUCUGGAGAACGUGAAAAAGAAUGACGCGAUCGACACGACACCGUGGCACAAGUUGCCCGCCGAGCCGUUGCUUCCGACGCACGAAGGUGCGCCGCAGAAACGCGUGCCGAUCAAGGGCUUGCAGUUCUUCAUAGCCGCCCCCAGUUGGUACUGUAAACUUUGCGACGUUUGGAUCGGGGACUUGCACUGUGCCUCGCACCACCUGAAAUCGCAGGCGCACUUUCAGAACUACGAGAGUUUCAUCGGUCAAAAUCCGCAGUGGGAAGUGGAGUGGUUGACCGAUCGUAAGAAAGCCUUGGCGCGAAUCGGUCCGAAGGACUCGUCAGACGAGGAGGAAUCCAAAAAGAAAAAGAGCCGAAAAGAAAAAAAAUCGAGCGAGAAAAGGAAGAAGAAGCGUUCGAAAAAACGCAGGAAAGACUCGAGCGAUUCUUCGUCGAGCAGUUCGUCGUCGGACAGCAGUUCAGAGGAUAAUGCCAGGGAUAAUUCGCGGAGCAUCCGCGUGGCGAUGAGGAACAAGGCUCAAAGUAUAUUGGAGGAAGACUUGUCCAGUAAAUGGUCUGUUUUGGAACGUCUAGUCGAGGAGCACAAGAAACAUGAGGAAAUGGCUAUAGCAAAGGAAAAAGAAAAACAGCCAGAGGAUAAGUUAAUCAGCCAAUGGAUGACUGUCCAAGAAGCGCCUCAGAAAGAAAAGGACAUGCUGGGAAGUUUAAAGGACCGGAUGAAAGAGAAACAGGACAGGGAAAGGGCCAAACAAGCAGAGGCGGAUCGAAAACGUGGAGAACGCGAGAAAAUUGAACUGGAACAGAUGGAGAGAAAAAAGAGAGAGGCCAGAGAAAGGAUGGAAGAAGAGGAGAAGGAGAGAAAACGUAGGGAACAGGAAGAGUAUGAAAGAAUUUUAGACAAGCAGCGCAAUCAGGUCAAGUUUAAAACGUUCAGAAAACGUCGUUCCGACAGCGAGGACGAUGGAGGACAGGAGGAAGAAGUUCCGACCAGAAUAAGAAAAGACAGUCACUCAGACAGAGAGCAUCACGAACGUCACAGAAGAGACAGCGAAGAUUCCAAACACGAUGAUAGAAAGAAACCGCCGCCUCCGCCCUCGUAUAAAAAGCUCCCGUUUAUAGGAAGAAUGCCGUUAUUUAAAAACAAAAAAAUGGAAGAGAAGGUGGAAAAGCAGAAGGAAAUAAAGAAGGAAGAGUACGAGAAGCCACGUAGGACACGUUUUGAGCCGGGUAACUUGCCAAAGGCUUUUAUACCGAAGCCAGACGUAGUUUGUUUCCCCAAAUUGUCGAGCAUUCCACCGUUGACGAUUCCUCCUCCGCCCUCUGUUAAAGAGGAGGAGCCGAAACCGCCGUCACCACCAAAAAUCAGCGAGCCUCAACCUUCAGCUCCGCCUCCCCCGAAGAUAGGUGAACAACAACAAAAUGAAGUUAACACAGCCAACAAUUACAAUUCGGAACACGCAAACAGCAUGAUGGACAUGUAUUAUAGCGAGUACAAUCAAAUGUAUGCUCAGCAACAAUAUGACUAUGGGGCGGCGACAGAUGAGGGACAUGGUGUUCCGUUGUCACACACUUUACCAUUGGAGCCACCGCCAUUGCCGCCAGAGGAUGAUCUGGCUAUGUUGGGCAUUUGUGCAGAUGAUAUGGCUGCACAGUCUUUUUAGUUUUAAACCUGCAAUUAGGAACUUACAUUAGAGUGAAUAAAUAUGACUUGUAUUUAUAUCAUAUUUUGUUCAAAUAAACUUUCUUUUAUAUACAUACAAAUUGCCUUUUUUACUGUUGUAGUAUUUAUUAAUUUAAUAAAUAAAUGGAAAUUUGAGUUUUAUGAAA